Hibiscus syriacus is the source of this 792-nucleotide messenger RNA. Its product is annotated as (+)-delta-cadinene synthase isozyme A-like. Gene Ontology annotation, molecular function: terpene synthase activity. The transcript has 3 exons. The record is from RefSeq and is a predicted model, not a curated record. Lineage: Eukaryota; Viridiplantae; Streptophyta; Magnoliopsida; Malvales; Malvaceae. Bases 37 to 792 code for a protein of 251 amino acids.
CACAGAGAGCUUUCAAGUUUCAGCACGCUAAAGGAAAUGUCUUCUCAAGUUUCUGCAGAUCUUGUUCCAGUACAAGACAACAACAUGUCCAAGGAAAAUUGGCAUCUGGCCGAUUUCGAUCCCGACAUGUGGGGGGACAUUAUCCUCUCUUCUCCGGCCGAAACGGAUAUGGAUGCUGGAACUCAACUUGAGUACGAAGAAUUGAAGGAAGAAGUGAGGAGAAUGGUGGUGACUAAUAUGGAUAAGCCAUCCCAAAAAGUGCACGUAAUUGAUGCAGUUCAGCGCUUAGGUGUGGCCUACCAUUUCGAGAAAGAGAUAGAAGAAGCCUUACAAAUUAUAAAUCAUGCUCAGGUCGACGACGAUCUCUACACCACCGCUGUUCGGUUUCGUCUGCUAAGAGAGCACGGUUUCAAUGUUCAUUGCGAUACAUUCAACAAGUUCAAAGAUGAGAACGGAAAGUUCAAAGAAUCCUUAAUCGGUGAUGUAAAAGGCAUACUCGAAUUGUACGAAGCUGCAAAUUUUCAAGUGCAUGGGGAUAAUAUAUUAGAAGAAGCUCUUUCUUUCACUAAAUUCCAUCUAAAGUUGGCAGAACCAAAGGCAGACUACCCUCUCUCCACACAGAUUGUUGAUGCUCUAAACCGACCCCUUCUCAAGAGCUUACCGAGGGUGGUUGCUAGGACCUACAUUCCCAUAUAUGAAGGAUAUGGUACCCUAGACCAAAACUUACUGAAAUUUGCAAAGCUAGAUUUCAGAACAGUACAACAUGUGCACAAGGAGGAGAUAAGGAGGUAA